Rotaria sp. Silwood1 is the source of this 678-nucleotide messenger RNA. The record is from the annotation of a GenBank genome assembly. NCBI's taxonomy places the organism in Eukaryota, Metazoa, Rotifera, Eurotatoria, Philodinida, Philodinidae.
AUGUUAGAAACAAUUUACGAAGAUGAAGAAGACACGAUUGCUGAUGAUGAUUCUGUGAAAUUAACUGAUCAACGACCUCGAUUAUCGUAUUAUGUUUGCUUGUAUGUUCAAAAUCAAACGUAUAUACUUUGGAUUUAUGCUCAUCUAAAAUAUCCUCAAUCAUGUAUUGAUAAUACUCAAUGCAAAGAAAAUUUAAAAUUAAACUUAAAAACUAGUUUUAUGAAGCUAUCAAGUUUCUUAACUAAAAUUGAGUUAGAUUUGUAUCAGAGUCAACAAAUUCAACUUGAUUGGUGUAAUUUAAUAGAAAAUUCAACAACAAUAACAUUAGUAUCAUUAGUAUCGAUAAAAACUAAAAAUCAAAGUGCACUGGAAACAAUCACAACAUCAGAUCGUAAUAUUUGUGAAAAUAUAGAUCAAACAGUUUCCAUAUCAAAAGCAAUUCAUAAUAUAAUGCAAAAUAAGGACUCGACAACAAACAUUCCAAUACGCGUCCUUAUGGAUAAUCAAAUAUCAAAAAAUCCUACUGAUGUCAAUAAAAAUAGUAUUAUAAAUGACGAAGAAAUAAACAUAAAUUGUCAUAAUCCAACGGAAGAUUCAAAAUAUAGUGGUGAUUAUAAUCAACACGAGAAAUCAACUCAUUAUUCUAAUGAUGUUGACUCACAAUAUUUUAUGAUAUGA